GCAGUGUCCUGAUGGUGUGAUCAGUCUUUGAUACAAUAAACAAAUUGUGGCUGCUGAUGAUAAAUUAUUAGGAAGGCCUAUUAAACAUCCUGGUAGACAUUUGUAAAAAGAUAAAAAAUGUAGUGUAAGUGUUAAUCAUUUCAGCGUUGCCUUUUUCUUCAGAGUUGCCUUUAAUAUAAAGUCAGUUACCAAUUGCCACCUCGUGACCAUGCCUUUUUAGCCCCAGCCCCUAGGUGGUCUAGGCUUCAUUCAUGUUCACAAGCACUAUAGAGUGAGAUUUGUUAGGAUCUUUUUGUGCAUUCAGAGCAUGGUCAAUAGCAAUGUUUUUGCAAACAAGACAUACAAAAUUGUGCUUGCUUGGAAUAAGCAAGUUAUGUGUAAACGAAAAUUAUUACGUCAUGACUGACUUACAAUAAUUUAAUUAUUUAUUAUAACAAGCACACUAUUUGUGUUACUUUUUUAACCAAAAAUAAUUAAUCUUCUAUUUAUUUAUAUAAAUAAAUAACUUGACACAGUGCUAAUAAAUUGAUUUACAAUUUUGGUACACUGUGUACAUUACUAUUGUUUGAUAAUGUAAUGCACAGUUUAACACUUGCAUGCUAAAUGUAUUAAAAAAUAUUUGUAUGGGAUGCGAUAUAUCUUGAUUGAGAUUUAACUUUGUAGUAGUAGCAUCUGGAGGCCAGGAAAAAAUAAUUCAAAAUCUCAACCAUUAUGGGCGUUUUUGGUAUGGUUUUGACAAUUAAGAAAAAAAUUACUGUAAAACAAAAAUGAACAUGCAGUAGGUGUUAACAUUAAAGAACAGCUGUUUGAAAAGGGGCGGUUUGGCGCAGCAGGAACGGUUUGGUUUCCCAACCCUCGAAGUCUGGGUUUCAAUUCGCUUGUGUCUUUUAAGCAAGGCUCACUUUAUCUUCAUUGCUUCUAUCCAUCCAGAAAUAUAAUGGGUACCUGGUGGGGUUGCCUGCUACUGCGCCAAUAUGCCAGCAAUACUAAGGCGCGUGGACACUUGCAGUGCCUCGUAACUGAAAGGAAAAGCGUUACACAAGCAACAGGUAACAGGAUAAAGGGAAACACGUCACUUUCAAAUUCUUGAUGGUGUCUAGGAAAAUAUAUGGAUAGGCCUACACAUUGCGUCACACCGCUGAUCAAUAGACUAACAUGCCUGACUAGGAAUGUUCAUCUUUCGUGAAAGCCCACCAUAUGUAUUAUCAUAUUGGAUAGCGUAAUUUAAACAUUAUGCAGGCAGUUGCAAUUCCUAUAUCACCUUAACGUGAUGCCUCUUUGGAGACUUCGUCAAUUACCGAUCCAGAUCCAGAUCUUAUAAUUCAUGUUGGCCCUAGCUGAACAGUGUCAAUAAAACACUUGCUCAGGCAGCAAGUAUGAUGGCGAAUGGGGACUCGAAGAAUACAGGGACAGAAGGCCCGUCAGAAAUUCCGUUAUGUGUGGAAUCAGAAUCAAAGUGUUUCAAUAAAUUUGUAUCAGCAAAGUUUUUUACAUUUUGCUUAUGCUUAGUAAUAUUUGCGGAUUCUUACGCGGCUGGAACCAUAGGCAGUAUGUUGACGACAUUAGAACAACGCUAUGAACUGAUGGCCUCGGACUUAGGUUGGAUAGUUAGUUCGUAUAACAUUGGAACACUAUCGGUUAUUCUGUUUGUAGUUCACGUUGGUAGCCGUCAGUCAAGUAAUCGACCGAAAUGGAUCGGGGUCGGAGUUAUAACAAUGGCAUUCGGAGUGUUUGUAAUGUGUCUUCCCCAGUUUAUUAAUCAACCUUACUCCAGUAAUAUUAAUAGCAAUAUAACAAAUAACCAAUACCUUUGUGAUGCUCACUUCGAGACAUCAUGUCCAGUUGAUGGUGUCCAGCGAUCUGCCGAUAAAAGAUUAGCGUUCUAUCUACUUGUGACAGGCAUGCUUAUAAAUGGAAUAGGCAUAGCACCAGUGAUGCCCCUCGGAUUUUCGUACAUAGACGACAGCGUGCCGAAGGCAACUUCAGGUUUAUAUAUCGGAAUAGUACAAAGUAUUUACGGUUUCGGAACAAUACUCAGUUUUCUGCUGGGAGCAGUGUUUAUUCUCUUAUGGGUUGAUUUUUACCGGGUGGAGACAACGGACAUUGACAUCAAUUCGAAUCAUCCAUCGUGGGUUGGAGCUUGGUGGAUAGGUCUACUGGUGUCCGGUCUAUUGUAUCUCUUCGGGUCUUUUCCACUGUUUGGAUUUCCAAAAAAAAUAGAGUGUCAUAAACCAGAAGAGAACGGUAGAGUUGAGUACGAAGCAGAAGACGACAUUGGAGUGGCAGUCUUAACAGGACAUAGCAUUAAAGAUCUUGUGCAAUCGAUGAAACGUCUAUUAACAAAUCCACCGUUUAUUACACUGAUGGCCGGUAUUACUGUUGAAUAUGGAAUGUUUUUCGGUGAGGCUACAUUUUUUCCGAAGUACUUUGAAACUCAAUUUGGAUUAUCACCAACCAAUGCAAAUAUAUUAACAGGUCUGAUCCCAGUCCCAGCUAUUGGAGUAGGCUGUAUCCUAGGCGGAAUCUUGUUUAAGCGUUUGAACCUCAACCUUACCGGGUCUGCCUUACUUACAGCCACACUCAGCGGAAUAACACUUGUAGGACACAUUAUCUUAUAUAAUAUCGGCUGCACUAGCCCCCAUAUAACUACGGAUAUAGACACAAAUGAAACUAUUUGUGAAGUGUGUGAUUGCAGCGAUUCACAAUAUGCGCCUGUAUGUGGAGCAGACAACAUCACUUACUUUUCACCAUGUAUCGCUGGAUGCAAAGACUAUGAUAGUCAGGCGUCAACGUAUAUCGAUUGUUCGUGCUUGAGUGGCAACCUGAGCCAGUGGACAGCAGUAAAGGGAAUAUGCGAAGGGACACAUCAAUGCAACUAUCUUGUUCCAUUUCUAGUGUGUUUGUUUAUUGUGAUUUGUGUUGCCGGUAUGGAGGUAGCCCCACAAACUAUUCUAGCAAUGAGAUCUGUAGAUAAGCAAGAUAAAGCGAUGUCCUUGGGUUUCAAACACGUAGGCACGAGACUGUUCGGCAUGAUCCCGGCUCCUAUUUUCUACGGUGCUGUCAUCGAUAUGACAUGUAACAUCUUCAACUCGAAUUGCGAUCAGAUAGGUGUAUGUGUACUUUACGACAAUCGUUCAUUUCGGCACGCCUACUUCGGCGUAUGCAUUGCUCUUAAUUCAUUAUCAUUCACCUUAUUUCUCGUGACAUGGUUGUUAGUGCGUCGUACGCCAGAAGUAACACGUCAUCGCGUAGAUGGUUACACGCAACCGUCACAGAAUGGCCGUGAGAUGUUGGAACUUGAAAACGUUGAACAACCAGGUUGUUCCAAUUGAUUAAACGCAAUAGAAAAUUUAUAAGUAAGCGCAAACGUAGUUUAAGUUUUUGUAGAGUGUCCAAGUCCUAGGCGCAUAUAUAUAUAUAUAAUAUAUUGUAUAAAAAUGUAAACUAUAUAUAAAUAUUAAUGUUUUGUAAAUUUGUCUAUUCAUACGUUGUCAGGAGAAAUCAUGAUGUACAGAAAUAGAAGUAUUAUAUUAUUAUAUAUAAAACAGCAUAUAUAUUAUAUAGAUAUAGUUUUUUCCUGGUAAUGCGGGUGUAUCAAUAAUAGUAAUAACACUUAGGAAUGAGCAAUGUCUGAAUACUUUUCACUAUUGUUGUCGCUGCUGCUACUACCGGAACUACUACUACUGCUGCUGCUGCUGCUGCUGCUGCCGCUGCCGCUACCGCUACCACUACCACUACCUCUACCACUAGUACCACUACCACCACCACCAACUGCUACUACUCUGCUGCUGGUUUUACUGCUUUUGUUAUUACUAUUAGGCUAAUAUUAAGCAACUGUAUUAUAAUUACACUGAAAUAAUGUCUAGGGCUACCGGUCUGAAAAAAUGUAACAACAUAGAUCAUCAAGUUUCGAUCACACGAAGUGAAUAUCUUUCCAUAUUUCCGAUUAUCUGAGGGAAAGAUAAUAGACACACAAUGGCACACUCGGUUUUCGGUUUCUUAAUGAGUUACAGGAAAAGUUCGCUUUACCUACCCCUGACGACCAAAAUAUGCUGUAUUGUAUUCAUUUAUUUAUUCGGCUUUAGUCACUAUGGCUAAGAUAUGUUAAACAUUGGAUUUUAUCACUCUUCAAAGUGGCAAUCAUGUCAGUCACGUGACAAACAUACACACAAGAUGCUUUAUAGCCUAAAGUGAACAAAAAUAUUUUCCCUCGAAAGUGGAGGGAAAUACAAUAUAUUUCCCCGUACCAAUUAACACUACUAAUGUUUCAUAUCAUUUUAAUUGUUUCUAAAUAUUUUUAUGUUAUGAAUGACAGAUAUGCAACUUCUAUCAAACGCAAUGCUAAUUGUCUAAGUCCAUGAAACAUGCUUAGAAAAUCAUAACACAUUACAACCUAUCUUCUUUUACUGGUCAUAUUGUUCUUUUUAAUGAAACUAAUCGCAACGUUUUUUUAAAUGUUCCUGUUUGACAUGACUGAUAAACCUAUACGUCAAAACUUUGAGUAAAAAUAUUUUUUUUAUUUAUUAAUAUUAAUAGUUAACUAGUAGCAGCAGUUGUAGUAGCAGUAGCAAUAACAGCAACAGCUGUAGCAGCAGUACCGUGUUAGGUCGAAUAUAAGUGCAGCAGGCCUAUAACUAUAACAAUCACAGUUUGUACUAUAUUCUUCUCCGCUCCAAUAUAUAGUACAGUAUACUGCUGUUUAACACGGUAGUUAUAAUUGCUAACGAAAUUACUGAUAUAGGUCUAAUCCAAGUAGACCUAAUUGAUAUUGCCCUUGUACACUGUAGUGUUUAUGGAGUUCAAACCUUUAUGCAAAUUUGGUGAUGAAUAGUGCAAAUCUUUACCUCAAGUCUUCUUUGUUCAUCCUUCUAUAUAUAUUUCCUGAAAUUUUAUAUUUAAGCUAUAUAUUCCAGUGUAUUCUCAAGUUUGGUAAUUUCUAUAUAAUAUAUAUAAACGUACGUUAUACACCAAAGAUUAAACGGAGUGCUUAUAUAGUUUGUAAUAGUAGUUUUCAACAAGGUUACAAGUGUCUCAACAACGCAAUAGAUCACUAACGUUAAAUAAAUAUGUAGUGAAACGUAAUUAAAACGUAACGUAAAAUGUUAAAUACAAUAUGUGUAGCGUUAGGUGGGAAUGGGAUGGUCCGAAAUCCACAUAGCAGCAAUUGUGGGACUAAAUUCUGUUGCUGUUAUUUGGAUUUAUUCUCUCUUGUCAGCAACUAAAGUUAGUUCCACGCCUUUUCGUAAACCUCAAUUAACAAUACCAUUAACUUUCUACGUUCGGUCAGAAUUAUUAACGGCCAAUUAUUUUUAAGUCAUUCAGGUGCACUCAAAACGUGUCCCUUAAAAAAAUGUCCUUGUUCCCUUAACAGGGGUGGCUGUAGUGUUAAAAGAUAUAUAUUCCCCUCGUUUUACGAAAGUGUCCCCUUAGUAGGGGUGCCCCCUGAAUAGGGGGUUCUGCUGUCAUUAUAUCUGAUAAUAUUCACAUCCUUUAUUGUUUCUUAUCACAUUUAAGUCGAGACGAAUGUGUGCGGUAUUCAAGGAACAGAGGAGUAUUACAGGGGCGGAUCAAGAAUUUUCCAACAGGGGUUGGGGCACCAUUAUCUGGAUAUGGUGCCAUCAGUAGUUACAUAACAAAGGGACCAGAGGCCCAGUUGAAACAUUUCGUAUUUGUUCUAUAUCUAUAGUUUUGUUUUAUAUUUUCGUAAUUGGCAUUUAUGUUUGGAAAUUUGAAAAAUGUUGUGGCAAAACAGCCAGCGGUGCCCCCUCAUCUGACUGGCCAUUAAUUGUUGCUUCCACUCGAGACAGUAGAUGAAAAUGUACAUCAAAAGUAUAAUAUAUGUUGUAAAAGUAUGUUCCUUUCCAAUUCCAAUCCGCUCUUCCGCUUUAACUGCACUUUAACGUAAUUAUGUAUUUUCGUUAGUAUGUGAAACCGCAAUUUAAAGGUUUGUGAUUUUUUAUCUCGUUCGACCGACCACUUUUAUCCAUUUUCACUUUAUCGGACUAUUUUAGACUUGUUAUUGUGCGUAGGCCUACAUUCUAAAUAAAAAAAUAAAGCUAUGUGCAUAUAUGACGUUAAAGAAUUAAGAGAGGGCAGCCUUCCUCUUUGAGAGACAAACAAAACAAUAAUGGAUUAAUCAAUGUGUACAUUAACAUUUCGAAAUCAAAUAAGAUAUAGGAUUGGAAUAAUUUGUCUAAUAAAAAACAACAGUGAUCGGUCUAUCUCUAAUCCUUAUAAAAAGGGCAUACAAAGCAAAAUGAACAAUAUCUUCGAACAAUGCAAGGUUACAUAGUUUAGGAACUAGAGAACCAACUUCAUUUCAAUCACUGACAUUGAGUGGAUGCGAUCUGGCUUUGUGACACAUAUUCUAUGUUUAAAAUAACUAAUUUUCUUAACAUAAUUCUAACUAAUAAUAAUAAUACUGUAAUAAUGUUUUGUUUUUACUACAGUAGUAGCGCAAAGCAUACAUUUUACUAAACUUAGUGUACUUUAUGUAAGAAUAGCUGUAAAAAUAACGUUUCCAGUACAAGAAAAUCAGGACCAUAGACAGUUACUCUUUCUGUAUUAUUAUUAUAAUAAUUGAAAGUGAUGCAGUCCUUAAAAGAUAUGUAUUCCUUACCGAUACCUCAAGAAUAAAAACAUAAUUUCAGAUAAA
This is a messenger RNA of Anneissia japonica, 6655 nucleotides long. Its product is annotated as solute carrier organic anion transporter family member 5A1-like. Lineage: Eukaryota; Metazoa; Echinodermata; Crinoidea; Comatulida; Comatulidae. The record is from RefSeq and is a predicted model, not a curated record. Gene Ontology annotation, cellular component: membrane. Bases 1377 to 3332 code for a protein of 651 amino acids. Gene Ontology annotation, biological process: transmembrane transport; sodium-independent organic anion transport. The transcript is spliced from 10 exons. Gene Ontology annotation, molecular function: protein binding.